UUUUACGUGCCGACAUCUAAGACAUCAUGGUUGCCUAUGGGGAGUGUCAAACGACGUCGUGGCACUGCUAAUGCGCUGGUACUCCCACCCCGCGAAAAAGAAUAUUCGAGAGAGUAUCGACCUGAUAGGGGAAGAGAGAGGUUCUCGUGAGGCGUUUUGGCGAAGAUCCUGGAAGAAGGAAGUGCUAGAACGUAGCCGAAGAGGAGAAAAGAAGUUUUCGAGAAGGUUUUGGCGAAGAUCCUGGAAGAAGGAAGUGCUAAGACGUAGCCGAAGAGGAGGAAAGAAGUUUUCAAGACGAUUUUGGUGGAGUUUCUGAAGGAAGGAAGUGGAAGGACGAAGAGGAAGUACUCAAGAUAGAGAUUUUUAUCGUUUUGUUCGAAGCAAGAGGUUUAUUUGAGCCGUUUUCGUAUCGUCCACCACAGAAAAGAGGAAUUUUAUCGUUCGUUUUUUUAUCACCGCACCCAAGUGAAGAGUUCCUGGAAGAACCAAGCUUAUCGUGAUGCCGUUGCAGUGAGUAGCUUAUUGUCGUCCCUGUUGUUCCCUUGAAGAGACCAUAUCGAGCCGACGACUUUGAUUUUCGCUGUUGUUCCUGCGGAGCCGCCGCUAACCUUGAAGUUUUUCUUCGGAUCCAGAGGUCUGUGACGCCGCUGUUUCUUUAUCAAUCCCAAUCCAGACGAAGAGGAGCUGCUGAUAACUACGGUUACGAGCUAAGUCCACUCUAACGCCUUAUAGUUCUAAUUUUCCAUUUAGUCGCCCGGUCACAGCUAUCUUUAUCGAAAUUCUUGGAAGUUUUUUUUUGUUUUUUAAUUUAUCAUAUCGCAAAAUAGUUUUGAACGAGGACACAUGAAUACAUUUCAUUUUCUAAUAUAUUACGUUAAUAUAUUUCAGUGAUAGUCCCUUCUGGACGUUAAUGGUAUUUUUUUUUGUGAAAUAUUAGAAGAAUUUCAUUUAAUCAACACUUGUCAAUUUUAUUAUCCGUUGAAUAUAUUUUUAGUUUUUUUUUCCUGUGUUUUCUUGUGGCUUGAUUCUUCUCGACUGUUUACUCGACGUAGCGGAGUAAACUACCCCAACAGGAAGCUACGUGGCGCCCAAUACAAAAAAAAAUAAUAAGAACUCUCCGAACCGCGACCCGCCCCGGCUAAAGAGCUGCCGUUCGCUGUAAAACCCUCCGAAAGAGGGUUAUAAACGUAACAGAAAUAAAAUAACUGUUUCGAUAAUUGUUGUAUGAGUAAUAUUCGCUGGUUGAUGAACCCGUCAAAAACCAGAAAUUAAUAACACACAAUGGGCUCAAAUAUACAAAAAGACCAAGUUCAAACCGUGAAAAUACAUAUAAACCAAUAACAAUGAGGCUACUCAAUGACGUCAUCAUGUCCCAUGAACUUUGUGACGUCAAGGAUAGUACAACACUAUUCACUUAUAAUGUACAACUGAUAUAUUGUUUACUUCCAAUUAUAAGUAUUUUUUUCCAAAUUAAUGACAAAAUCACGUUUUGUACAUCGCACUAAGUAAACACUAGUGUGAUUUAAAAAUAAAAAUAGCAGUAUUUGUUUGACCAUUGACUACUAGGUAACCAGUUUAGUUUUGCGUGUCAAACCAUACUUGCUAUUGUAUAAAGAAUGGCUCAACCUGAAGUUACAAUCCAACAAGGAACCCUGCGUGGUUCUACAGCCACUGAUCUCCGUGGCAACACCUUCCUUAAAUUCCAGGGAAUUCCAUAUGCCAAACCACCACUGGGCGAUCUUAGAUUCAAGGCCCCUGUUCCUCCCGAAAAAUGGACCGGGGUUUUCGACGCCACCAAAGAAGGCAGCAUCUGCUACCACGUUAUCAAACAAGGCAUCCUCGUGGGUACCGAAAACUGCUUAGUUCUGAACGUCUACACGAAAAAACUCCCCAAAGACCAGAAAGAUCUGCGUCCGGUCAUGUUCUGGAUCCACGGUGGGGCGUUCGUUUGGGGGCACGGCGGCGAAGACCUCUACGGUCCCGAUUACCUGAUCACCGAAGACGUGGUUGUGGUUACCAUCAAUUAUCGUCUUGGUCUUUUCGGGUUUGUCAGUUUUGACGAUCCGUCUUUGGAAAUACCAGGGAACGCCGGUUUGAAAGACCAAGUCAUGGCUUUAAGAUGGGUCCAGGAGAAUAUCGACAUGUUUGGUGGGGAUCCCAAUAAUGUAACUAUUUUUGGUCAGAGCGUUGGUAGUGCUUCAGUCCAUUUGAUGGUACUGUCACCUUUAGCGAAGGGGCUUUUCCAUAAAGCUAUAGCGCAAAGUGGGUGUGCUACAUGUCCAUGGGUUCGAGCGAGCAAAGGGGCGAAACGUGUGGCUGAAAUAAUGGGUCUUGAAGGGACAGACGAUAAAACUGUUUAUGACAAUCUAGUAAAGAAAUCAACCGAAGAGGUUCUAGAAAUUCAAAAUAAAAUGGACGAGGAAAUCAUACCUUACAAACCGAGGUAUGUAGGUUUCGUCAUAGAAACAAACUCGAAAGAACCGUUCCUGGUAGAAGAACCCGUUAAAAUUAUGAUGUCUGGCAAAUUCAACCAGGUACCAUUUAUAAUAGGGCACACUACUUUAGAGGGCGCUAUUCUUGACAUGUUGAAAAUACAAACUCAAGCUGAAGCCCCAGAUUUCGAAAAACUCAUUCCAUGGUCGUUUGGUUAUGAAGUGGGUUCUCCUGAAUCCAAAACUGUGGCUACCAAGAUGAAAAAAUUUUACUUUGGCGACGAAGAAUAUUCCCGGAAGCUUCUAAGAAACAAAUACGAGGUUUUGUCUGAUAUUUACUGCAUUUAUGACGUUUAUAUUACAACAAUCAUUCAAUCCGCCGUUUCUAAAGCACCUACUUACUUCUACAGGAUGUCAGUCGAGACCAAGCUAAAUUUCUUAAAAACGCAUCUGAAGAUUCAAAUUCCAGGUGUUUGUCAUUGCGAUGAUCUUGGAUACCUUUUCAAGCAUUUUGCCACUCCGGAAAUAGUGCCUGGUAGUGUUGAAGAGGUCUGUCUUACUCGCUUUGUCAAGUUGUGGACCAAUUUUGCCAAAUUUGGAAAUCCGACUCCUGAUACAAAUGACGAUUUGCUGAAAGUGGUGUGGAAACCUGUAACGGAUGCCAGUGUGGAUUUUCUUGAAAUUGGGAAAGAAUUAGAAGCCAAGUCAAAUCCGGUGACUGAAAGAUUGCUGCUGUGGAAACGCGUGUUUGAUGAGAGUCCAACUGGCAAGAAACGGAAUGUUGCUAAGAUGAAGGGCUCCAAAUACUAG
This is a messenger RNA of Zophobas morio, 3242 nucleotides long. Its product is annotated as juvenile hormone esterase-like. Gene Ontology annotation, molecular function: serine hydrolase activity. The record is from RefSeq and is a predicted model, not a curated record. Lineage: Eukaryota; Metazoa; Arthropoda; Insecta; Coleoptera; Tenebrionidae. The transcript has 6 exons. The coding region runs from base 1617 to 3242 and encodes 541 amino acids.